UCUCUCUCUCUCCCUCCCUCGAGUUUGGAGGAUCGGGGGCGUAAGGGGAGGCCUGGCAGUGGUGCUGGGGGUUGCCUCGGACUUGGAGACGGGGAGGGGAGGGCUGGACCCGAUGGCUCGUCCAAGGCCUCGAGAAUACAAAGCCGGAGAUCUGGUGUUCGCCAAAAUGAAAGGUUACCCGCACUGGCCGGCCAGGAUCGAUGAACUCCCCGAGGGAGCUGUGAAGCCUCCAGCAAAUAAGUACCCUAUCUUCUUUUUUGGGACUCAUGAAACUGCAUUUUUGGGGCCAAAAGACCUCUUCCCAUACAAAGAAUAUAAAGACAAGUUUGGGAAAUCAAACAAACGAAAAGGAUUUAACGAAGGCCUGUGGGAAAUAGAAAACAACCCCGGUGUUAAGUUUACUGGUUACCAGGCAAUUCAGCAACAAAGCUCAUCAGAAACUGAGGGAGAAGGAGGAAAUACAGCAGACGCCAGCAGCGAGGAGGAAGGCGAUCGGGUAGAAGAGGAUGGAAAAGGCAAAAGGAAGAAUGAAAAAGCGGGCUCAAAAAGGAAAAAAUCCUACACUUCGAAGAAAUCUUCCAAGCAGUCACGGAAAUCUCCCGGAGAUGAAGAUGACAAGGACUGCAAAGAGGAAGAAAAUAAGAGCAGCUCUGAUGCCGGGGAAGCAGGCAACGACACAAGAAACACUUCUUCAGACUUGCAGAAAACCAGUGAAGGGACUUAACCAACAUAUUGACUGCUGCAUAUUAAGGGAAGACGCAAGAAGGUUACAUGUUUGGUUGUCUAAUAUUCUUGGAUUUGAUAGA
Messenger RNA from Elgaria multicarinata webbii, 806 nucleotides. It is a transcript of the gene HDGFL3, whose product is annotated as HDGF like 3. Lineage: Eukaryota; Metazoa; Chordata; Lepidosauria; Squamata; Anguidae. The transcript has 6 exons. The coding region runs from base 113 to 724 and encodes 203 amino acids. The record is from RefSeq and is a predicted model, not a curated record.